Messenger RNA from Amphimedon queenslandica, 804 nucleotides. Its product is annotated as transmembrane protein 147-like. The record is from RefSeq and is a predicted model, not a curated record. Lineage: Eukaryota; Metazoa; Porifera; Demospongiae; Haplosclerida; Niphatidae. The coding region runs from base 41 to 688 and encodes 215 amino acids. The transcript has 6 exons.
UUGCUUGAGUUAGUUGCGUGGGCGGUACUGUACAUGUGAAAUGACUUUCUUCCAUUUUAUAAAUUGUGUUGCCCUGACUUAUGGGCCACUGGUUAUCACCUAUAGAUUCUCUGGAUUGAUGGAAUCUUCAUCAAUAUGGAGUUGUCUGAGGGUAGGCGUGGCUUACGUUCUAACCCAAUUAGUUAAAAUGAUGUUACUGGCCACUUUUUAUCCUCAAAGUGAAACGGACGAUGAAACAUUAUUAAUGGAUUUUGUAAAGUGUUCAGUUGAUGUAAUUGACAUACUUGGACUUUAUCUAAUAAUAACUAAACUGCUAGGGAAAGGAGACAAGAAAAUAUUAGUUACCGCUAUUGGUUGGGCAUCAAGUGAGGCUAUAGCUACAAGAUUCCUCCCGUUGUGGUUUGGGGCCAGAGGAACAGAAUUUGAUUGGAAAUACAUACAAAUGAGCUUCAUAUCAAACUUCAAUCUAAUAUUCAUUUUCUCAGUUUGUACUUUCUUGUGGCUAUGGAGCAGGAAAGACACAUCUAUUAAUGUUCUCUCUCUAUUAGGUGUCCUCAUAUCCAUCAUUAUAUAUCGUCAAAUCCUAUUUAAUAAUUUAUUAAUAUUAUUUGGAUCAUGGGCUACACUAGGAAUACACGGCCUGGCUGCUCUAGCUACUGGUGUAACAGCAAUGGUACUUCAUCAGUAGCUUCUCUGUGUGUGUGUGUGGAUCAUGUAUUGAGGAAGAAUUAGUAUUAAUAGAAACUGCAAUCAUUAUUAUUAUAACUAUUAAUUAUAAUUCAUUAAUAUAAAAAAUAUCUUCUC